UGUUAUAAUGUCUUACGAUUUUCUUUGUGUCAAGAUAUAAUACGAAUAUUGCUCAUCAAAAUUAUAUAUUUAUUACACUUCUGUAAAAUAUAUACAUACCAUUUUAGAUCAUUAUAUGAUUCUUUGUAUCAAUGUUAUGUCCUACCUAGUACUUAUUGUGUGUUUGACAUUAUUUUAUGAAUCAUUUGGUUAACAUUGUUUAGUCAACACUUUCUUACAUUCUGCGGUUUUAUGAUGGCUUUUUUAGAGUGGAGAAGAUUCAAUUUCUUUGAUCUCAAGAAAAACAUCGACACCCAAAAGUUACAACAAUAUCUUGGGGAUGUGAAAAUAACCGCCACAACCAGCGGAAGAGGCUCACUAGUCGUAGCCGACUCAGACGGUAAUGUUCACAUUGUCAGUAGAACAUAUGAAAUCUCCACCUUUCGAGCAUAUGAUCGCAACAUCUCUAUUCUGGAGCAAGGACGGCAAUCUCCUCUUCUUGUUACGAUCGGAGAAGAUGAGGUAGGGGUCAAUCCCCUGGUGAAGGUGUGGGACUUGGACAAGUUGGAUCGUCAAGGUCACCCUACCUGUGUCCGCAUAACUAGAGCUCAUCUACCAAACAAGGCAGUGUCUACCUCAUGUCUGUGUCUCAAUGAAUCCCUAACUCUAAUGGCUGUGGGCUUCAUAGAUGGCUCAGUCGUCAUUUAUCAGGGGGAUGUAAGACGAGACAGGUCAAGUAAACAACGUAUUCUGAAGGAAGGAACUCAACCUGUGACAGGCUUGGCUUUCCAGACAGUUUCCAAGGAAACUUUUCUUUAUGUGGCUACAACUUCCAGCAUUUAUCUUUAUAAUGUCACCCAUAAGGAUCUUGCAACCAAGGUUGUCUUGGACACUGUGGGGUGUGUGAAGGCAUGUUCAGUCUUAGCAGAAUCCAUGCAGGACACUCAUUUUAUGAUUGCUAAAGAUGAUGCAGUCUAUUGCUAUACAUCGGAUGGCCGAGGACCUUGUUAUGCCGUCGAAGGGGAGAAAAUACUCCUGCAGUGGUAUAGGAGCUACCUCAUUAUUGUAGCUAGAGACACGAAAAUUGUGCCUGCCCAGAAUGGAAAAAUAGACAAAACAAGUGAGCAAGAUAAAGAGAAGCACAUAGUGACGGUGCUGGAUAUCCAGAACAAGUUCAUAGUGUUCUCUGCUCCAAUGAGAGAGGUACAAGCUGUGAUGGUGGAGUGGGGCUCACUCUACGUACUGACAGGCGACAACUGUCUGUCUCUACUGGUGGAGAAGGAUCUGCAGUCCAAGCUGGCGUUGCUGUUCAAGAAAAACCUUUACGACGUGUCAAUCAGGAUUGCCAAAAGCCAUCAAUAUGACUUGGAGGGCCUGACGGACAUAUUUCGCCAGUACGGUGAUCACUUAUACAGCAAGGGUGAUCACAAUGCUGCUAUCGAGCAGUACAUCAAAACCAUCGGGAAGCUUGAGCCUUCAUAUGUUAUAAGAAAGUUCCUACAGUCUCACCAGAUAGACAACCUGACAGACUACCUACAGGUACUUCACAAGCAGGGAGUGGCUACAGCGGAUCAUACGACUCUGCUGCUCAACUGUUACACCAAACUGAACAAGAUUGACAAGUUCAAGGAGUUCAUAAUGACUAAAGACAGAGAAGUGGACUUCAACGUAGAAGUUGCUAUAAAUGUUUGCCGACAGACAUCAUCAGAAGACGCUCUCGUAUUGGCAGAAAAACACAAACUGCACUCUUGGUACCUCAAGAUUCAGAUUGAGGACCAUGCUAAGUACAUUGCAGCUAUCGAGUACAUUGGGAAACUACCAUUUGCUCAGGCUGAGGAUAGCAUGAAGAAGUUUGGAAACGUUUUGCUCCAAAAUUCGCCUAAAGAAGCCACUGAUUUACUGAAAAGACUUUGUACGAACUACAGACCUUACAACAAGUCACUUACUGAUCAGGAUUUAAAACAAAAUGUUACAAACGAGUAUGACAGAGCUGAUCCUGCGGAUUACAUUCAUCUAUUUGAAAAUAAUUCAGAGAGGCUAGUCGAGUUUUUGGAAUAUCUCAUUCAAACGAGUGGCAAGUGGCAGCCGCUGGUGUACAACACACUGGUGGAGCAUUACCUGCAAGUGUGGUCGAGACUGAGCGAUGCUGCCACCAGAGUGCAGUGGGAGCAGCGGAUAGUGCGGCUGUUAGAAUCACCCGAUGCUAAGUACGACCGACACCAGACUCUCAUCUUGUGUCAGGCUGUCAACUUUCGACCGGGAAUCCUGUAUCUGUACGAGGAGAAUAAACUAUACCAACAGAUCCUACAGUACCACCUGAGUCAGCAGGACUACCAGUCAGUCCUGGCAUGUUGCCGCAGGUUUGGUCUACAGGACCCCAGCUUGUGGCUACAGGCACUCUGGGCCGGAGCCAAGGACAUAGACAUGCCCAGCCACUUGCUGGCUGAGAUACUCACCAUAAUAGAGAAAGAACGACUUCUCUCUCCACUACUUGUCAUUGACGCCCUGAGCAACUGGAACGCUGUAAAAGUCGGUGACAUCAGAGCAUAUCUACAGAGUGUUCUUCAAGCCGAAGAGAAGCUGAGGGAUCAAGAUCAAGCUCGGAACACUAAGUACAAAGACGAGACUGCUCGGAUACGGAAACAAAUCCACAACAUGCAGAACUCGGCCAUCGUGUUCCAAGGCUCGAGAUGUUGUGCUUGUAAUCACCAACUUGAACUUCCCAGUGUACAUUUCCUCUGUCAACAUUCAUAUCAUCAACACUGCUUCCAAAGUUUCUCAGAAAGUGAAAAUGAGUGUCCCGUUUGCCUGCCUGGUAACAAACAUUAUAUGGACUUGAUGAAACUUCAGGAGCAAGGCAGAGAUCUACAUGAGGCAUUUCACAGUCAGCUGGAUAAAGCUGAGGAUGGCUUCAGUCUGGUGGCCGACUACUUCGGUCGUGGAGUGUUCAACAAGUUGACCAUCGUCAAUGAUCCAAUCCAAGGUCUUACAGUACCAAAUGUCCCAGUCAACCCCAGAAAACCCCCAAGCAGUUUACCUUUAACUUAUGAAAAAGCAGAAAGAGACAAAAGCUUAGGUUUUGGUGCAAGUUAUAAAGCAAGCUCAAGCAAACCUAAAGCCACAGAAUUUUUUCCAGCACCACAAAGCAUUCCAAUAAAGCCAAAGAGCGAGAGUCCAAAGACUGUGGGGAGUCCCAAGCCGAGUUACCAAGUUUCAAGAGAUCCAGGGCCGAGACUCCCGGAUCCGAGGGACUCCCUGAGUGAAGCCAUCCUGUCUCCUAAAGCAGGACCGGCCCCCAGAAAACCUCCCACUAAUCCCUUUGAAGAAGACGACUAUCCUGAGGAAAAAAAUCCUUUUGGGUCGGAUGAUCCAUCGUAGCGCAAUACAAAUAAUCAUGUAGGCCUAUCAAUAUAAUCUGUUACUGUCUGUAUAUUUACACUGUAUCCUGAACAGUUUAGUAGGCUGGUACUUUUUACUGUAAAUAAGCUUGUAAAGGUUAAUUGUUAUUAUAUUAGCGCAAAUUUUAUCACGAUUUGUUAACCAUCCAAUACAUGUUUAAGCAUUUUGUAAGUGCGACCAACGGGCGUCUUUUUAAAUCUCUAUGGAGAUUAACAAGGACUGAGUUUAUUUUUUGAGAAUGUUAUUCAAUCUACUUUUGUAAACGAACCUGAAAUUGUGGUUGAGGGAUAUGUAAUAAUCAGUUUUAUUCAACAAUUAAUUACAUUUUAAAAUUGAUGGUAACUCCAAACAAACUACACAACUGUCAAAAUGUAUUUUUUCUUCUUCAAAACAAUAAGUAAUUGAUGGGAUGAAGAAAAAGUUAGCAAUAUCGCAAAAGAAAAUUAUUCUCACCUCACCUCAUUUAUAUUGUAAUGCCAAUAUUCUUAGUUUAUUUUUUACUUUAAAUGUUAAUCAAAUAAACCCUUCAUAGGUGUCGUAACAAGAGUUUUCCUCUAACGCCUUUAUUUUUAAAGAAAAAUAUGCGUUACUGCUGGUUGGCAGUUUCAAGAGUAACCAUUCCUCACACACCUCUUUUUGAGAACCGAGUGGAGAUCAUAAUUUUGCUCUCCUCCCUUCUCGGUAGGCCUACUAUAUUAAUCCACGUGCUCCCGUGUGUUACUUAUAGUGGUGUUGUUUUUUGUUCGCAAUAUAUUUCUAGGUCAAGUUUUUUAUCGAUUUAAUGUACACUUUUAUUGAUUAUAUGGGGUUUUUAUACCUUUUUGUAACUAUUAUAACAUGUAUAAUAGAAGUUUACGCAACGAUUGCGUUAAGUGAGUCUUUACGACACGAGUAGAAAAUUUAAGGCACGAGCCUUGGCGAGUGCCUUAAAAACUUCUACGAGUGUUGUAAAGACUAUUAACGCGAGUUGCGUACACUACUUUACCUACGACCGGUUUUUUAAUUACUAUCAAUCUGGAUUUAAUUACUAACAAUAACUACUGAUAACUUUUUAGAGAGGUUAUGUUUUCGUGUAUUGUCAUUGCCACUGAAAGUGAUGCAACGACUUGUUGUAUAAUCAGCUGAUUUCCUGUAAUUACGUGUUUGUUAAACUUCG
This is a messenger RNA of Macrosteles quadrilineatus (aster leafhopper), 4534 nucleotides long. It is a transcript of the gene Vps11, whose product is annotated as vacuolar protein sorting-associated protein 11 homolog. Gene Ontology annotation, cellular component: endosome; HOPS complex. The record is from RefSeq and is a predicted model, not a curated record. The transcript is spliced from 21 exons. Lineage: Eukaryota; Metazoa; Arthropoda; Insecta; Hemiptera; Cicadellidae. Gene Ontology annotation, molecular function: protein-macromolecule adaptor activity; protein binding. Gene Ontology annotation, biological process: vesicle-mediated transport; organelle fusion; endosome organization. The coding region runs from base 232 to 3357 and encodes 1041 amino acids.